UUUAUGAAAUAUCAUUUGAACAUAUGAAAACGUAAGAUUAUCCACAUUUUCUUCAAUAAAAAUAAGAAAUAUAAUUUAAGGAUGGAAUCUAUCGCUAGUACAUCUAUGGAUAAAACUCUUAUUAUUGAGCACAGUCAAGGUUUAACAUCGGCAGUUCAGGAAGUUGCAACUGGAGUAUUUAAGUGCUCUUAUUGUUCAUUAGAAGAACGCUUUGAUUUCAAGGGUAUCAAAGCGCCAUUCUCACGGCAAUUAAGUUAUACAGAAGAGUGUUAUAUCAUGAAAGAUCCUUUUAGUUUGCCAAAUAAAGGAGAAGUUUUAGUAUUAGGAGCUGAUUGUAAUUUUUGUAAGAAAACUGUAUGUUUAGAAUGCAGUAUAUAUUUUGGGAAACGGCUUUGCUUAAAAUGCGCAUCAAAUAAUAUGCAGAAUUUGCCAUCACAACUGCAUUCGAAAAUAAAGAAUUUAAUAAAGGAGAAAGAUUCAUAAAAAAAAUACUUUAUUGAAUAUUAAAUGUUUGC
Molecule: messenger RNA, 515 nt
Organism: Frieseomelitta varia
Lineage: Eukaryota; Metazoa; Arthropoda; Insecta; Hymenoptera; Apidae
Product: cysteine-rich DPF motif domain-containing protein 1
Exons: 2
Coding region: 82-483 (133 amino acids)
Source: RefSeq, a predicted model, not a curated record